AUGGCCUCCAAAUCCAUUUUCCUAUGUUUGGCUCUCCUAGUGGUUCUGUGCUUGAUAAUGAUGAAUCAAGCUUCUGGCUGCAAUGGUAGUACCAGGCAUGGUUGCUUGAAUGCUGAUGCAACUGUUGCCCUGGAGACUAAAAACAGAAAGGUGCUUGGUGGUCUGAAAGAGAAGAAAGAAGAGCUGCAUAAGUCAGCAAGCAGUGGAAAUGGUGGAAACAACUACUUGAUGGGUUGGGAUUAUCAGUUAAGGAAAGUUCCCUCUGGUCCUGACCCGUUGCACCAUAACGGCAACAGCCCUAAAAAGCCUCGCACUCCAUGA
Ziziphus jujuba (common jujube) is the source of this 321-nucleotide messenger RNA. RefSeq names its product protein CLAVATA 3. NCBI's taxonomy places the organism in Eukaryota, Viridiplantae, Streptophyta, Magnoliopsida, Rosales, Rhamnaceae. The transcript is spliced from 3 exons. The record is from RefSeq and is a predicted model, not a curated record. Gene Ontology annotation, molecular function: receptor serine/threonine kinase binding. Bases 1 to 321 code for a protein of 106 amino acids.